UUCAAACAAGUCUAGGUCGCUAGGUCGCUUCAGACGUUUCUCAAAACCUUUUGCAACAGGCUGGCUGCUGUUGGGGUGCAGAGAGCAACUCCAGAGCAGAAAGGCCCUCCUCGUGAACGAAAGCGUGCUGAGCGCAGCUGUCAAGAUAUCUCAGCGGGUCGUUUCUCGCAACAUGCAAGUAGCCACUGGUCAAUUGGCUCUUGUAAGAGGGCACUGAACCAAGCAUUAAUCACUGCCGGUUGAGCGGCCCUUGGUUUUGUUGUAUCAUGGAGAGUGACGCCAGCAGCAGCAAUGAGCUGCAUGAGUUACAGAGGCGCAACGCGGAGCUGGAGGCGGAAGUGGCGCGCCUCAGCAGGCAGGUCGGACGGUUUUCUGACAACCUGGUGAAGUGCGGGUACCUGAACAAGUACCGCCCCAACAUGCGCUUCCUGGAGAAGCCCUGGGAGCUGCGCUUCUUCACGCUGCACGGCACGACGCUGUCAUACUGGAAGACGGAGCGCGACGCGGCAGACCAUCCGCGCGGGACGCACAGCGUGGCGCAGUGCAUGGUGGUUGUGGAGGGCCUGAAGAAGGGCACCUUUUUCACGUUCCGCAUCGUGGACCAAGACCAAAACAUCCUGGCGCGCCUCUCCACCAAGAACGAGGGCGACGGCAGGCACUGGGUCUCGUGCCUCGAGAGCGUGGGCUUGCCCGUGGUAUCCGACGAGCCGGACCACCCGUUUCUGGGCCAGGCCGAGGAGCCCGGCACGGCUCCGCUGCGGCCCGCGCAGAAAGCAGACGAUACGGACUCGGCCGAAAGCUCGCUGACGCACGAAAGCGUCAAGGGGGAUGGAGACGGGCUGCGGCAGCGCAAACCAGGGUCUGAUCAAUCGGCGAGCGUGUCAGGGCUCCACGUGUCAACGCAGCCCAGCGGCGAGAGUGAUCCCCGUCCCGGCCCGAGCCCGCGCAAGCGCAGCGUGGGGUACACCAUCCGUGCCGCGGCGCCCUGCCAUCGGCGGAACAAGGAAAGCCCGCUCAGCCAGUCGGCCAUCUUCCAGCAGAGCCACGCGGGGCUGUUCAACCUGAGCGUGGUGAUUCUGCUGGCGGUCAACUCGCGGCUGAUCAUCGAGAACCUGAUGAAGUACGGCCUGCUUCUACGCUUCGAGGUGUCCCACCUAACGCAGGCGCUGCGCGACUGGCCGCUCCUCGUGUGCGCGCUCAGCGUGCCGCUCUUCCCCGGCCUCGCCGUCGCCAUCGAAAAGUGGAAGGUGGCCGCGCCCGCGCUCAGCGAGAAGGUGGUCCUCGGUGUGCAUACGCUCAACAUCGUGGUGUGUCUCGUCUGGCCCGCCUGGUUCAUUCAUCGAGCACAAGCGGGGGAGUGGUCAAGUUUCGCGCUCAUGUUCGCGUCCGUGAUCACGUGGAUGAAGCUCAUCUCGUAUGCCCACACGUUAUACGACGUGCGCAUCGCGCUGGCGGCGGGGGAGCAGCUCGAGGCCGUCCCCGACGCGCAUCCCGUGCGGUACCCGGACAACCUGACGGUCAAGAACAUGUGCUACUUUCUGGCGGCGCCGACGCUGUGCUACCAGCUCGGCUACCCCCGCACGCCGCAUAUCCGAUGGCCGUGGAUCGGUCGCCAGCUUCUGAAGCUGGUAGUGUUCAGCAGCUUGCUGCUGUUCAUCAUCAACCAGUACGUGAACCCGACGGUGGCCAACAGCCCGCACCCGCUGGCCGGCAGCGCGCCACGUGUCAUCGAGCGCGUGCUCAAGCUGAGCAUCCCCACGCUCUACGUCUGGCUCUGCAUGUUCUACUGCUUCUUCCACCUCUGGCUCAACAUCGCCGCGGAGCUGCUGCGCUUCGGCGACCGCGAGUUCUACAAGGACUGGUGGAACGCGACGACGAUCGAGGGGUACUGGCGGUCGUGGAACAUGCCGGUGCACCGCUGGAUGGUGCGCCACAUUUACUUCCCCAUCAUCCGCCGCGGCCACUCCAAGGGCCUCGCCAUGACCGUCGUCUUCUUCCUCUCCGCGGUCUUCCACGAGCUGCUGAUUGGGCUGCCGUGCCACACGAUGCGGCUGUGGGCCUUCAUCGGCAUUUUGAAUCAACUGCCGCUCGUCGUCAUUACGAACCUCCUUGCGAAGCGGUACGAGUCAAAGCCAAUGAUUGGGAACAUGAUCUUCUGGGUAGUGUUCUGUGUAAUUGGUCAGCCAACCUGCGUGUUAUUAUACUACCACGACAUCAUGAACCGAAAACUGAAGCCAACGUCAGCUAUGGACAUAGCCUCCUUCGCUACUAUUUUGGGUUGACCAAAAUUGGCUUCCGAUUCUGACCCCUCAACUCAGCGCUUUUUAAAAAGUCC
Molecule: messenger RNA, 2335 nt
Organism: Klebsormidium nitens
Lineage: Eukaryota; Viridiplantae; Streptophyta; Klebsormidiophyceae; Klebsormidiales; Klebsormidiaceae
Source: the annotation of a GenBank genome assembly